This is a messenger RNA of Tetrahymena thermophila SB210, 1863 nucleotides long. Its product is annotated as folate/biopterin transporter. The transcript has 3 exons. The record is from RefSeq and is a predicted model, not a curated record. Lineage: Eukaryota; Ciliophora; Oligohymenophorea; Hymenostomatida; Tetrahymenidae. Gene Ontology annotation, cellular component: membrane.
UAAAAAGUAUAUUUUAAUUACAAAUAUUCAGUUUUUAAAGAUUAAACAUACAAACAAUUAAUUAUCGACUAAUCGCUUGUAAUUUAGAAAAUAAACAAAAAAGAAGAUUAGACAAAACAUAAUAUUUAAGGAACUGGGAAGCAUGCUAGGACCCUCUGUAACAAAAUGGUUUAUUGAUAAUGAUGAGUUUGUUGGUAAAUAUCUCGUCGUAUGUCUAGUCGCUUUAGCCUAAGGUGUUUUAGCUCUCUCAGAAGUUCCUAUUAACUUCUUAUAUAAAGAUAAUUAUAAUAUGUCACCUGCAGAGGUCUCUUUUGUAGUAGGAAUAAUUGCUCUUCCAUGGGUUUUCAAACCUAUUUAUGGAAUUAUGAGUGAUUCAAUUCCAAUAUGCGGUGAAAGAAGAAAGAGCUAUAUCAUGAUAUUUUCUUUUUUAGCUUUUGUGAAUUGGAUGCUUCUAGCCUUUUAUGUUCGUGAAAAAGCAGUUGGUCUAGUCAUUUUGUUUAAUAUUUAAUUCUGCACAGCUUUUUGCAAUGUUGUUGGUGAAGCUAUGUUAGUUGAAAUUUCUCAACUCAAAAGUAAAAAAUUUAACAUGAAUGAUCAAGAGCAAUAGGCUGAAGCUUCUUAAAAUGUUUCACUGUUUUUUGGUGUGAAAAGCUUUGGUACUCUUGCAACUGCUUAUUUAGGAGGCUUUCUAUUAGAGGUUAUGGAUAAGUAUUACAUAUUUGCAAUUACUGGUAUUUUUCCCUUUUUACUAUUUGUCAGUACUUUUUAUAUGGUUGAUCAAUAGAGUACUGAAGACCUAACGGAGAGCUAACAGAAUCGUAAUCUUAGUCAAAUAUAGCUAUUUUUUAGAUUCCUUAAAAAACCCUAAAUCUACUAACCUUUAAUUUUUAUUUUCCUCUUCGCUGCUACUCCAACUAGCUCAAGCAGUAUGUUCUUUUUCUAUACUAACUAACUUGGAUUUGAACCUUAGUUUAUGGGUUCUUUGAAAUUUAUCCAUGCUGCAGGCACUCUUUUAGCAAUAUUUAUAUAUAACAAAUAUCUUAAAACUGUAGAAUUCUCGCUUUAGUUUAUUGUUUCUACUUUAUUUUGUGUUGUACUAGGACUCUCAUAAAUAUUAUUAGUAACUCGCUUAAAUGUUCAGAUGGGAAUACCUGAUAAAUUAUUUUGUUUAGGAGACUCUAUCAUCAUAUAAAUUGUUGGAGAACUCAAUAUAUUACCUUUAUUGGUUUUAGCUUGCAGAUUAUGUCCUCGUACCAUAGAAGCAACUAUGUAUGCGAUGAUUAUGAGCACUCUAAAUCUUGGAAGUCUUGUUUCUUCAUAAUUAGGAGGAGUUUUAAUUUAUCUUUUAGGUAUAACUGAAGAUAAUUUUGAUAAUUUGUGGAUACUUAUUUUAAUUGCUAACUUAACAAGUGCAGUUCCUCUUGUAGGUAUAAGCUUGAUAGAUUAAAAAGGUAAAAAGUUAAGUGACAGCGAUUUAUCAAGCAAAUCUAAUUCUGAAAUUCCUGAUAAUAUCUCUCUUCCAGACAAAGAAGAAGUAAAAAGUGAGAGGUCUUCUCUUGUUGAUCAUGAUUCAAACACUUCUACAGACUAUAAAAAUUAUGGAGCUUUAGAAUAGAACGAACCACUUUAGCAUUAAGAAAUGCUCCAUAUUUAAGAAUAAUAAAAGAAAAUCGAUGCCACAGGUAUUUGAAUAAAAUAUUACAACUAAAAUUUAUAAAAUGACAUAAUUUCACUAAUAUUAAAGACUAAACUUGAUAAUUAAAUUACUUCUUAUAUAAUGUAAUAUUUAAUAAUACAAAAUUUAUUCUCAAAUGUUUGUAAAAAUCUACUCAAAGAAUUAAUUAAAUACUGAAUAACAAUUAA